Molecule: messenger RNA, 770 nt
Organism: Hermetia illucens (black soldier fly)
Lineage: Eukaryota; Metazoa; Arthropoda; Insecta; Diptera; Stratiomyidae
Exons: 3
Coding region: 252-707 (151 amino acids)
Molecular function (GO): serine-type endopeptidase inhibitor activity; protein binding
Source: RefSeq, a predicted model, not a curated record
AUUGUCUUUAUCACUCGCAGAAUUGUUGUGAAGCUCUUAAAUUACGGGUUGGAAGCUAGCAAGUAUUCAGUAGUGCUAGAGCCUCGUCUACCGGUUACAACUAGCCAUAUUAGCGUCUUCAGAGAUUUUUAUUCAAAACUUGGAGAAAAGUUUCCAAUCCGAAGCUAGGAUAGUACGCGUACUUGCAUAUGUCGAACAUUUAAACAGAAGUUGUGGAAUAUUUAAAGAGAAUUACCUUCUCAACCGUGAAAAUGAAAUAUCGUUUGAGUAUUCUAGUCUUUGCUUUAAUUUAUGUUAUUGGCAGUCAGAGUUUUCGUAUUAAACGACAAAAUGACGCAAUUUUCUUCCCUGAUGACGAUGAUGGAGUGCCUCCUUUUGUAAGGCCGAGACCACCUGGACCGCCAACACCUCAAAGGCCGAAUAAUCGCCCAGGAGGACUAAACGGUAAUUUGAUUGUGGAUCAAGGACAGAUUCCCAAUUCAACGCCUGCAAAUAACAAUGGAAGAACGACCCCAACUGCCCAAUUUCUACGAUGUAUGAAGCAAUGCCCAACUACUACAGAAUACAAUCCAGUUUGUGGUUCUGAUCAAAUUCAAUAUCACAAUCGACAACGACUUCAGUGUGCUAACAGAUGUGGCGCAAAUGUGCAACUCAUUCGGCAGGGAAAUUGCCAGGGGGUUCUAGCAACUAAACAAGUUAGAUUUUAGGUAUAACUUUAAACAUUCUGUUAGUAUAAGUGAAUAAAGUUUCGAAAAAAAUCGUGUGUUUCC